Molecule: messenger RNA, 870 nt
Organism: Schistosoma mattheei
Lineage: Eukaryota; Metazoa; Platyhelminthes; Trematoda; Strigeidida; Schistosomatidae
Source: the annotation of a GenBank genome assembly
AUGUAUAAAGAAAAGCUCAUUCGCGGUUUCUGUCAUCUAUACUCGGGUCAGGAAGCAGUUGCAGUUGGUAUUGAGGCUGCUUUACAGCCAGGCGAUACAAUUAUCACUGCUUAUCGCUGCCAUGGCUUUACAAUGACUCGUGGUGUUCCUGUACACAAUAUAGUUGCAGAACUCGCAGGAAGGAGGACUGGAUGCACAAAAGGGUUAGGGGGCAGUAUGCAUCUUUACGCAAAAGAUUUCUAUGGUGGUAAUGGCAUCGUUGGAGCUCAGGUUCCUUUAGGUGUCGGAAUAGCAUUACGUAUGAAACAUCGUGGGGAAAACGAAGUUAUGGAAUCUUCCUGUGAUUUUAUUUGUGAAAACAAUAAAUAUGGUAUGGGUACAUCUGUGCAGCGUUCAUCAGCAAAUACUAGUUACUAUACUCGUGGAGAUUACAUUCCUGGAUUGUGGGUUGAUGGUAUGGAUAUACUUAGUGUUAGAGAAGCCACACGUUUCGCUGCUGAUUGGUGUCGUUCUGACAAAGGCCCAAUACUGUUAGAAACAGAGACUUAUCGUUACCAUGGUCAUAGUAUGAGCGACCCAGGCACUAGUUAUCGUACACGUGAAGAAGUUCAGUCGAUGAGGCGUGGACGAGAUCCUAUCGCUUUAUUUCAGAAGAGCAUUGUGGACAAUGGGCUAUGUACACAGGAUGAAGUUAAGGAGAUCGAAAAAAGGGUUCGAACUGAAGUAGAUAAAGAAGUAGAAAGGGCGAUGAGCGACUCAGAACCACCACUAGAGAUGAUGUUUGGAAAUAUUUACCAUGGGAUACCUCCAAACUACAAGAUUCGAGGUUGUGAUUUGAAAACUUGGGGUUCACCAUUUGUCACUAAGUAG